GGUUAUUUCUUCACCCUCCGCCAUCGUCGUUAUUAAAGAGGGUUCCAACAUCGGCGAGGAAUGGGGUAGCAUGAUCUUCUUUUCUUUCUGGAAAAGACCCCAGACGAAGAACUUCAAUAAAGAACUCGGCAGAUUCUGCAGAAGAUUGUCUUUCUCCCUAUCCUUGUUUUGCCUUCUUUCUUUGGCUAGUGCGGCCGCUGGCAAAUUACCCUUCGAUUUGUAUCAUGGGUCAUAUGAACAUGGAAUGGUCUGCUACAUCUGCUACGAAAGCAUUUCUUGAAACCGUGCAGUUGUGUGAUGAUCAUAAAAGGCGAUGUAACUCAUGGAGAACACGAGAGCCUGGGAGCAAUGAGUUCAUAUCAGCAUUAGCAGCUGGUACGAAAGCAGAACUGAUAGUGGAAAUCACAUCUUAUGUAUCACCAUCAACAAUUGCAUUAGCUACUGCCGCAAGGCUUACGGGAGCCAGGUUUGUAUGCAUUCUCCCAGAGAUUGUUCUUGCUGAAGCAAAGAAAGUGAUUAAAGAUUCGGGUCUGAAAGACAUUGUAGAAUUUACAACUGGAGAUCCCUUUGAGAUUCUGCAAAACUAUGAAAAUAUUGAUUUUUGUCUGGUUGAUUGCAAAGACGAUAACUAUAGGAAGCUGUUGAAGUUGCUAGAUGUUAAUGAAAGAAAGGCUGUGGUGGUGGCUAACAACUUGGUGGCCGAGAAGGAAGGGGUGGGAGGUCAUCUCAGAGGAAUGAAGGAUAGGGCUACGGUGAGGUCUUUGAAGUGUCCCAUAGGCAGAGGCAUGGAGAUUACCACAAUAGCAAGAAGUAACAAAACUGAGAGGAGAAAUCUAGGCGAUGGAGAAAGUCAUUCUGGAGCUGAAAGAAAGGGAAUUUCCAUGGAGAAGAGUUCAAGGGGUAAGAGUAAAUGGAUUUUUAGGACUGAUGAGGAGAGUGGAGAGGAACACAUUUUCAGGGUCCUAAGAUCCGAUGACAUCUUCACAGCACCAAUGUGUCUUUAGAGCUUGUCUAAAAAAAUUUCAACAUUGCACUCCAAAAUUUGGGCUUCAAAUCAUGUUUCUUAUAGUUUUUAUUGAUAAUAUUUCUCCGGAGAGUUUAAGGCUGUUUCUGUUUACAACAAUUCCAAGGAUCUGUCUUUGGAAGGUCAGAGAGUGCUCUUGCUCUUGAUUGCCCAUGGUGACCUAUAACUUUCCCUUCACAGUUUUACAGAGAAUGCUCUGAGAAAGAAUUCCAAGAUUUUCAUCUGCCUGAUGAAUUUACAACCUAUCAAAAAGCAACCAAGACUGAGCCCCUCAUCACCUGCUUGUACCACUGCAAUUUUAAUUAGCAAACAAAAUGCUGCCUUAACUUCAACCGGCUCAAAUGAUGGUCUGAAUGUCAUGUACUCAUCUAGUGUACAAAGAAGCUUCAUAUAUAUGGUGUCCUUUUCAUGUUGUGCUCUGAGAAUAAUAAACAUUGAUAUUAUUG
This is a messenger RNA of Rubroshorea leprosula, 1470 nucleotides long. Lineage: Eukaryota; Viridiplantae; Streptophyta; Magnoliopsida; Malvales; Dipterocarpaceae. The record is from the annotation of a GenBank genome assembly.